Chenopodium quinoa (quinoa) is the source of this 2638-nucleotide messenger RNA. Its product is annotated as pentatricopeptide repeat-containing protein At1g74900, mitochondrial-like. The coding region runs from base 433 to 1920 and encodes 495 amino acids. The transcript has a single exon. The record is from RefSeq and is a predicted model, not a curated record. Gene Ontology annotation, molecular function: protein binding. Lineage: Eukaryota; Viridiplantae; Streptophyta; Magnoliopsida; Caryophyllales; Amaranthaceae.
ACCUAUAUAAAGUGGAAAAAAAAUAAAGGAAUAACUUUAGAAGGAUCAAAACCUUAACGAGCAUUCGUUAAAAGAAAUAAUAAAAAAAAACCUUAACAAGAAGAUCGUGAGCUACUCGACUCAAAACUUUAAUGAGCAUGAGUCGAGCAGGUUUUAUUGAAUCGAAACUUUAGUGAGCACGAGUUGAGUACAAGUAAAAAGUUUUCGAGUCGAAUCGAGCAUCCCUCAGCUCGUGAUCGGGUCGAAUCGAAAAAUUAAAAACCGAAUUAUAUUUCGCAUUAAAUUGGAUUUGGCCUAAAUUCAAACUAAAAACCGAAUGGACACGCCUAACCCUAGUUAUUUUUCCAAUCCGGACUCACCUACUUGAAAAGUCGAAAAUGACAUGACCGACCCGUUUCGUCUCAACCCAAGUUACCACCAACUCACACAAACAUGAUAUCGGCUCAACUGCAAACAAAACCAAUGCAAGUCCAUAAACUCCCACUCCUCAGAUCCUUUUCCACCACCACCAACUCCGCUGUAACUCCACCGUCAAAUUCUCUCUCCUCCGCCGCAACCGCCAUAGCCAACCUCGUCCUCACCACAGAAGACCCCAAAAUCCUCUCAAAAACCCUCUUAUCAUCCCCAGAUUUCACCUUCUCCGAACACCUUGUCAAUAAAACCCUCAAACUCCUCUGGAAUCAUGGCCCCAAAGCCCUCCAAUUCUUCACCAUUCUCGACAAUCACCUCGAUUACGCCCACUCUCUCUCCUCCUUCCACCACGCCAUUGACAUUUCUGCUCGUUUACGCGACAUCACAACUCUCUGGACUCUCGUCUCCCGCCUUCGCUCUCGCCGAUUGGGUCCCACACCAUUAACAUUCGCUAUUAUUAUCGAAAGGUAUGUUCUCUCUGGGAAACCUGAUAAAGCUAUUGAUAUUUUCUUGUCUAUGCAUAAGCAUGGCUGUUCACAAGAUUUGAAUUCGUUUAAUACUUUGUUGGAUAUACUGUGUAAAUCGAAAAGGGUUGAAAAGGCGCAUAAUUUGUUUAAGCUUUUUAAGGGUAGAUUUGGGGUUGAUGUUGUUAGUUAUAACAUAAUUGCAAAUGGGUGGUGUUUGAUUAAAAGGACUCCUAGAGCUUUGGAGGUGUUGAAGGAGAUGGUGGAGAGGGGUUUGAACCCUACAUUGACUACCUAUAACAUAAUCUUGAAAGGGUAUUUUCGGACCGGACAAACGAAAGAGGCGUGGGAGUUUUUCAAGGAGAUGAAGAAGAGGAAUUGUGAGAUUGAUGUGGUAACUUACACUACUUUGAUUCAUGGGUUUGGGGUUUUAGGGGAGGUUUCCAAAGCUAGGAGGUUGUUUGAUGAGAUGGUGGGAGAAGGGGUUCUUCCGAAUGUUGCCACUUAUAAUGCUAUGAUCCAAGUAUUGUGUAAGAAGGAUAGCGUUGAGAAUGCGAUUGUUUUGUUUGAGGAGAUGGGGAGGAAGGGGUAUGUAGCUAAUUCAGUGACUUAUAAUUUGUUGAUUAGAGGGUUGUGUCACACGGGGGAGAUGGAUAAGGCGAUGGAGUUCGUUGAGUUGAUGAAGAAUGAUGGAUGUCAUCCAAAUGUUCAGACUUGUAAUUUGUUGAUUAGGUACUAUUGUGAUGCUGGGGAUAUUGAGCAAGGUUUGGAUGUUUUUUAUUUGAUGGGUUCUUGGAGGUGCUUGCCAAAUAAAGAUACUUACAAUAUCUUGAUAGGUUCCACUUUUGUGAGGAAGAAAUCAGAGGAUUUGGUUGUUGCAGGUAGGCUGUUGAUUGAGAUGGUGGAAAGAGGGUUUCUUCCUACAAAGUUUAUCUACAAUCGUGUUCUGAAUGGGCUUUUGGUGACAGGAAACCAAGCUUUUGCUAGAGAGAUUCUGCAAUUGCAGAGUAAACUUGGAUCCCUUCCUCGGCACUUUAAAUUAUGAAAGCAUAUUGGAUGAAUUUGUAGAUUGCAGAUUGCUGAAGUCCAUACUGUCUCAGAGGGCUCUUCAGCCAAGGGGGUAAAAGGUUUGGAUGGGUUGAAUUGGGUGGUGUUAGCCCUGUUAGGUGUGGUGAGUUGGUUAUUUGGCCAAAGAUAUUGGUAUGCGGAUGGAUGAUGACAGAACUCCAGAACAAAAGCUUUUGUUUUUUCUGGUCAUAGCUAUCAGGCAUCUCAAUUUGGAGGGCUUUUUGAUACAUUAAGAGUUGCUCAAGGAAAUGAUUGAACUAUUCCUUUAUCCUAUAAUUUCUGUUCCAUCAUGCUAGCUGGGACUUAGGUAGUUAGGUUAUUUCAACUCGAGAUAUUAUGUACGUGGGAGCGACAGAUCCAGCUUCGUUUGAGGUUGAAUUCCAUUGGUGUCAUAGUGGCUGCCUACUGUUUCGAACUCUUGAAGCUUUGGGGGACAGAAAACUGGACAAUAUUGAAUCACUCGGCACUGUGUGCUCUCGUUCCAGAGAUUUCAAUUACAUAUACUUAUUUACGAAGUAUCACUGAGAGCACGUGCUGAAGAAAAUUGGAAUGCCUUCUCUGAGGUGUCCUCUGGCAGAAUAGGGAUGGGACCUGGUGAUCUCAGAAUUUAUGUUAAGUGGCAAGCCCCUCCUACUGAAUGGAUGACUCUUAAUACUGAUGGGAAGCAAGAGGAGCUCCCUGUCCAGCAGGGGAGG